Molecule: messenger RNA, 1376 nt
Organism: Medicago truncatula (barrel medic)
Lineage: Eukaryota; Viridiplantae; Streptophyta; Magnoliopsida; Fabales; Fabaceae
Product: zinc finger CCCH domain-containing protein 14
Exons: 3
Coding region: 156-1061 (301 amino acids)
Molecular function (GO): mRNA binding; metal ion binding
Source: RefSeq, a predicted model, not a curated record
GUAAAAUCAUCGCAUAUUAAUUUUCAUUCUUUCUCGCUCUUUUUUCGCUCCUUUUAUCACAGCCACCGCCUUCAAAACCCCUCUUUUCUUUUCUUUUCUUUUCUUCCUCCGCUAGGGUUAGGGUUUUACUCAAUUUCAAGAUUCGAUCUCGAUCCAUGGAUAUGCGCAAGAGAGGAAGACCCGAACAUGGAUUCAACAACAAUGGGGGAUUCAAGAAAUCCAGACAUGAAAUGGAGUCCUUAUCAACUGGUGUAGGAAGCAAAUCGAAGCCAUGUACCAAGUUUUUCAGCACUUCUGGCUGCCCAUUUGGUGAGAGCUGCCACUUCUUGCACCAUGUUCCUGGCGGUUAUAAUGCUGUUUCCCAGAUGAUGAAUCUAACACCUGCAGCACCUCCUGCACCCAGAAAUGUUCCAGCCCCACGAAAUGCACAUGCACCCAAUGGGUCUGCACCAUCUGCUGUUAAAAGCCGCAUAUGCAGCAAGUUUAAUACUGCUGAAGGCUGCAAAUUUGGUGACAAAUGCCAUUUCGCACACGGAGAAUGGGAACUUGGUAAGCCUGUUGCUCCAUCAUUUGAUGAUCACCGUCACAAUGACCACCGUCACAUGGGACCCCCCAAUGCUGGCCGUUUUGGCGGUCAUCGGAUGGAGCCUCCUCCUGUUCCAGCUAGCUUUGGUGCCAAUGCCACUGCCAAGAUCAGUGUUGAAGCCUCCCUGGCUGGAGCUAUCAUUGGUAAGGGUGGUGUGAACUCAAAACAGAUCUGUCGUCAAACUGGUGCCAAACUUGCAAUUCGAGAGCAUGAAGACCCAAAUCUGAAAAACAUUGAACUUGUGGGAACAUUUGAACAAAUUAAGGAUGCAAGCAACAUGGUGAAGGAUUUACUGUUGACCCUGCAAAUGUCUGCACCACCUAAAUCAAACCAAGGCCCCCCUGGCCAUCAUGGCGCCCCUGGCCAUCAUGGAAACAACUUGAAAACAAAGCUGUGUGAGAAUUUUGCAAAAGGAUCUUGCACUUUUGGAGAUAGAUGUCAUUUUGCACAUGGAGCUGUUGAAUUGCGUAAAUGAAAAUUUUACCUCAAUGAGGCGGUGCACUGUCGUGUCAGACAGGACUAUAUUUUUAUUUUUAAUAUUGUUGUGCAUUGCUCCUUAGGGUACUGACAGGACUUAUGAUGUUAAGAGUUUUGUUGUUUGAUUCCUUUAAAUAGCAACAUUAGCUUUUCAAUUUAAUUUUUCCCUUUAUUAUGAAUCCAUUAUCUCCUCUCAUCAGAUUGUUGACUGUACCCGUAGCAGCAGUAGUGUUUUGUUUUCUCAUAUGCCCUGCACUGAACUGAUCAUAGUUCCAGUUUUAUGAAUUUGAUGUUGAGGAUAAAUUUUAUUUUA